AUGUCAUCUUCGUUCACCCUCGACAGGACCAUUUUCGCUCCAGCGCUCUACCAAAAGGUUCAAGAAGUCUGGCUCAGAGGCGUGGACCCCAGUGGCGAGAAAGUCAACAUGGAUGUUGUGAAGAGGUGGUUCAUGGGUACACCAGAAGAGCGCCUCGCUCUCGACAGAGAAUGCAGCGACAACUUCUUAUCAGCACUCGAAGCAAUUGGACCUUCAAAAGUCAUCACACCGACCGCAGAGCCAUUCCUUGACCAGUUGAAAGAGAUCGCGCAAAAGGACACAAACGGCGACGGUGCAGAAGCAGCCUCCGCAGCACUUAGCAUAGCCAUCCUUCUCGAUCAAAUGCCGCGCAACGUCUUCCGCACAAACGAAGGCCUUGUCAAGGUGUACUCCCAUUAUGACAAGAUCGCACAAGCUUUCGUACGCACCCUCUUCUCGCCAGAUUCGCCUAUACCACGACCAGAUCAGCAUCCGCAGUGGCGUAACUCCACGGCGCACAGGAUGUGGUUCUACAUGAUUAUGUGUCACUCGGAGGAUGUUGAAGUGCAUAAGCAGGUAGAUGGCUUGUUAGAGGAUUUACAGCGGGAUCUGGAGAAACAACCGGACUGUGCAGGUUCGAAAACACUGUUGGAAAAUCAAUUCAAGGCGGAGAAGGAGCACAGGGAGAUUAUAGAUAGGUUUGGAAGGUACCCACAUCGCAAUGGCGCACUGGGCCGGAACAGUACUGAAGAGGAGAUCAAGUUCAUGUCUGAUGGCGGGGCAACAUUUGGUGUUGCGCAGGAGAGGGAUGAACUGUAA
This is a messenger RNA of Ascochyta rabiei, 798 nucleotides long. RefSeq lists its product as uncharacterized. Gene Ontology annotation, molecular function: protein binding. The transcript has a single exon. Lineage: Eukaryota; Fungi; Ascomycota; Dothideomycetes; Pleosporales; Didymellaceae. The record is from RefSeq and is a predicted model, not a curated record. Bases 1 to 798 code for a protein of 265 amino acids.